Messenger RNA from Adineta steineri, 1074 nucleotides. The record is from the annotation of a GenBank genome assembly. Lineage: Eukaryota; Metazoa; Rotifera; Eurotatoria; Adinetida; Adinetidae.
AUGUUAUAUUCCAAUGAAACAAAAAUCGAAUUCGAAGCAAAAUAUUUAAAUUGGCUUAGUAUGACAUUUAUUCGAUGUUAUUGUUUUUUAAUGAUUCCUCUUGCUAUUAUUGGUCAUUCAUUAAGUAUUUUUGUUUUUACUCGUCGUUCAUUACGAUCAAAUCCAUGUGUUAUGUAUCUUCGUGUUGCUACUAUUUUUGGACUUUUAAGUGCAUGUUUUAUAUUACCAAUGAGAUUGAUUCAAUCAGGAUAUAUUGGAUUAGAUCCUACUGUACAUUCAAUAUACAUAUGUAAAAUUGUUUGGUUUCUUUUAUACUCUAUUCGAUUAUUAUCUUUUUGGUUUGUUGUUCUGGCUUGUAUCGAUCGUUAUUUAUGUAGUUCUUCAUCGAUGCGUAAAAGAUCAUGGAGUAAUGCUCAUGUAGCUUCUCAAACUAUUCGUCUUACCCUUCUUAUUGGUUUUCUUAUAAAUAUUCAUAUUCUAAUAGGUUUUAAUAUUAAUAUUUCACCAAUGACAAAUCAACCUGUAUGUCAUAGUGGUGGUCGACCGGGAUUAUAUCGUAAAAUCUCGUCUCUUUUUAAUUUAAUUGUAUUUGGUUCAGUUCCAUCAUUAUGUAUGCUUUUCUUUGGAUCAUUAACUUUACGUCAAAUUGAUCGAAAAAAUGAUUUUCAAAUAGUAAUUGGUACAUAUACUAAAAAAGUACGAAAAAUAAGAAAAUCUGAAAGACAAUUAACUCGAAUGUUACUUGUUCAAGUAUUAAUUUAUAGUACAACAGGAUUAAUGUUUACUAUUGCAUUUAUAAUUCUAGCAAAAAAUUCCAAUCGACAAAAAACUAUUGUUGAUAUAGCAAAAGAAAAUUUAAUUAUCGCGAUUGUUGGAAUGUUAUCUAAUACUGGUCCUUGUUCAAGUUUCUAUUUAUUUACUUUAUCAAGUAAACGUUUUCGAAAAGAAUUAAAAAGACCUUUUCGACGAUUUGUUCAACGUCAAAUUCAAAUUCAAAUGAGUAAUUGUAAUUCAUGGGCCACUCCUAUAGAUUCUACUAUAAGAGAAUCAAAUAUACCGAAGAAUAUUUUAUAA